Pogona vitticeps (central bearded dragon) is the source of this 851-nucleotide messenger RNA. The record is from RefSeq and is a predicted model, not a curated record. Lineage: Eukaryota; Metazoa; Chordata; Lepidosauria; Squamata; Agamidae.
UUGGAUGUCUAUGGAGCUAAUAGUUCUUUCAGGGGAAAAAACACCCAACAGUGAAGCAGGAAAAGAAAAAAAAAUUACACUGUUAAAAAUCUUCAGCUUCUUCUGUUGAUGUUUCUGCACUUCUCAUCAUUUGAAAAAUACCAAGAGGAAAAAGUAAGGAGAAUAUGUUCAAUGGACUGAUAAGCAUUGAUGUGUACCUUGGGUUACAGUAGAACUGGAAGAGUCCACUCAGAGGAGAAACAAAAUCAAGUAACAGAGCAGCACCAUGUAUAAUAAUUGUAUUCCAUGGAAAAAACCCUUGAGAGGGGAGAAAGAGUAUAAAUGCAUGGAAUGUGGAAAGAGCUUUAGCCGAAGCACUCACUUCAACAGUCAUCAAAAAAUUCAUACAGAGGAGAAACCAUAUGAAUGCAUGGAAUGUGGAAAGAGCUUCAGUCAGAGUGGUAACUUUAGUGUACAUAAAAGAACACACACUGGGGAGAAACCACAUAAAUGCAUGGAAUGUGGAAAGAGCUUUAGUCAGAGUAGUCACCUAAGCUCACAUAAAAGAACGCAUACCGGGGAGAAACCAUAUGAAUGCAUGAAAUGUGGAAAGAACUUUAGUCAGAGUGGUACCCUUAAGGCACAUCAACGAACUCACACUGGGGAGAAACCACAUAAAUGCAUGGAAUGUGGAAAGAGCUUUAGUCAGAGUACUCACCUAUACUCACAUCAAAGAAUUCACACAGGGGAGAAACCACAUAAAUGUUUGGAAUGCGGAAAGAGCUUCAGUGACCACAGUAGCCUUCGUAGACAUGAAAGAAUUCACACUGGGGAGAAACCAUAUAAAUGCAUGGAAUGUGGAAAGAGCUUCA